This is a messenger RNA of Cooperia oncophora, 330 nucleotides long. Lineage: Eukaryota; Metazoa; Nematoda; Chromadorea; Rhabditida; Trichostrongylidae. The record is from the annotation of a GenBank genome assembly.
AUGUGGAGGUUCCGACACAUUCUUCGCGUUGCUUUCGUAUUCUCGUGCCUCUAUUCAACCACCUGCACCUACGUUACGAGCAAAGCAAUUGGAUUAGCCAAAAGAGGGGAGUGGGUUUCACUAGAAGGCAGUGAAGAUGAUGCAAGGAUCAAGUUGGUAGAGGCCGUAAGAAUUUCCCGUCACACAUUCACUUUCUCUGACGCUGAGAAUUACUGCAAGGAACAACGUGCUCAUUUGGUGUCACUCCAUUCGAAGGAUGAAGGAUCCUACUUAUCAGGUUACCAAAUUUUUCUCAUUCGCUUCAAGACAUGUAAAUGUUCACCUCCAAGA